This is a messenger RNA of Sinocyclocheilus anshuiensis, 1943 nucleotides long. Its product is annotated as phospholipid phosphatase 6. Lineage: Eukaryota; Metazoa; Chordata; Actinopteri; Cypriniformes; Cyprinidae. Gene Ontology annotation, molecular function: sphingosine-1-phosphate phosphatase activity. The record is from RefSeq and is a predicted model, not a curated record. The transcript has 2 exons. Bases 131 to 967 code for a protein of 278 amino acids.
GUCAGACGAGUUCUCUGUUAUCACCUGUAAAACUAUGACCUGAAAAAAAGACACAACCAAAAGCUAUAUUAUAAAACAGAAGACAUUCCAAUAAUAUCAGACUAGCCUGUCUUGGCAUUUGGGAAGUAAAAUGCCUUCUCCUAAAGCGCGGAGCAGCGGCAGUGUUCCGUGUACCGGUGGAAACGGACGCUACGAGUUCAUUUCUCUAAGCCGAGCUGCCCCGCCGCAGCUGCUGCAGAGGCAAGGCUCUGAUCCCACCACGGCCCGGCUCCGAGCCUCCGAGAGCCCCAACCGACGACGCGGCUCGGGUUCGUCCACUUCUUCCACCGGCGGGCAGCAGUUACCGGAGGAAGACUGUAUGAAACUAAACCCGUCUAUCGUCGGCAUCGCGCUCAGCUCUCUGCUGGCCAUCGACCUGUGGCUGUCGAAGCGGCUCGGGGUGUGCGCCUGUGAGGACUCGUCCUGGGGCAGCGUGCGACCCCUCAUGAAGCUCGUCGAGAUCUCAGGACACGGGAUCCCGUGGCUGGCCGGUGCCGCGUACUGCCUGUACAAAAGCGACAGUGCCGCCGGUCAGGAGGUCAUGCUGAACCUGCUCACGGCCUUGGUUCUGGACCUGGUCCUGGUCGGCGUGAUGAAGGCUGUAGUGCGGCGGCGACGUCCUGCCCAUAACCGUAUGGACAUGUUUGCCACAUUCUCUGUGGAUGGCUAUUCCUUCCCAUCAGGCCAUGCCACACGUGCUGCAAUGUGCGCCCGCUUUCUAUUGGCCCAUCUGGUGCUGGCGGCCCCACUCCGCGUUCUUGUCCUGCUCUGGGCCACAUUUGUUGGUUUUUCUAGAGUUCUCCUCGGACGCCAUCACGUGACGGAUGUCGCGUUCGGUUUCUUCAUGGGCUACUGGCAAUAUAAUUUGGUUGAGAUGCUCUGGUUGUCUCCAGUCAUGUUGCAAAGCACGAUUGGACGGCUUCACUGAGAAGCUAAGACUGAGGUCCCCAUUAUUUGGAGGAUUUCUAGACUCAUUCGGUUGCUGCCAGUAUGCUGGUAAUAAUUCCAUCAUGUCUGCCAAGUUGCUUUAUGUGUGUUUUUCACGUUUUCUGUGUCUUAACUUGAAUGUAAAAUCUCACAUAUCUUCUGCCAGUAAUAUCCAAGGUUUUAGGUUCACAUUAGAUCACAUUGAACAGAUAAAUGAGUUUUAGUUGGGGAAGUGAAAACAGACUUUACUUCUUUUCCAUCACUUUUCCAUUUCUCUACUACUUCUGUCAAUACUCUGAGAUGUGAUAGAUUACUCCAGUCUUAAUGAAUCCGCUGCCAUCCUGUUCUGCUCUUUUCAGGAUUGGUCCAUAUCAAAAAAGGAGGAUGGAUGGGAUGAUCUCUGGCUUCUAACAUCAGUGUUCUUGUUUAGAGAAUAAAAUCUCACCAUUGUGAUCCUACAUUUUUAUAACACCUGCAACACUAGGCAACAUCUUGAAGAUUUUGCUUCCAUUUUAAUCAAAACCCAGCCAGAUCUGUAAUUAACUAGAAAAGCUCUUCAUGAAUGAAUAUUUAAUUGAGCAAGGGAAGAGUAAAUUUCAGCACAGAUCUAAUACCUUUAGGGUAUGUGGCGUCCUCAAUAGACGUUCAAGGGGGAGUAGUUGUUAUCAUCUCUGAAGGGUUCCUCAUUACACUGAUAUCAAUCUAAAGUCUAAAGUCUUUAGUUUGUGUUUUAAAGAUCUGUUCUGUGUUCGUGUCUCAAAAGAGUGAAAUUGUUCUUUUUCUGUGCUUUUAUUGUGACCUUGUUAGCCACUGUUAAAUUUUAUUGCACUUUUUGAUGCAGUCUUAUUGAUCUGUGAAUUAGACGUUUGUUGUAUUUUGCUACGGUUUUAUUCAAAUUUGCUGGUUUUUAAUUGGGUUAAAGCCACAGCUGUGAUUAUAGAGCCAUAAAUCACAUGACAUUCUGCAGAUUGUUGCCA